AUGAAAUACUUUGUGAACCCGUUCAAAAAGCACGACAUCUCGGAGUUUCCGGGUGUCCUUGUGCCUCUGUCACAAGCGCCUCACCGUCCAUCAAUCGUGUCUGUGCCGGAUGCGAAGGGCGAGGACGACAAAGCGUCAAGUUUUUCAGGAAACCUGACUCUAGAGGGCCUGAAAGCAGAGGUUGAAAAUGACAUCGCGGCGGGUGGCUUCAACUCUGCCUAUGAUCGCAAAUCCAAGGUUAUCAACAAAGCUAUACAGGACAUUGGCAUGGGGAGAUAUCAAUACGAGCUCUUCGUGCUUUGCGGAUUUGGCUGGUUAGCCGACAAUUUGUGGCUACAAGGCAUCGCGCUCACCCUUCCCUCGCUCUCCGAGGAAUUCGGAAUAGACAGCAACACCGUCCGCUACACCACGCUCUCCCUCUUCCUCGGGCUUUGCAUCGGGGCAAGCUUCUGGGGCGUAGCCUCAGACGUGAUUGGCCGUCGUCCAGCAUUCAACUUCACGCUUCUCCUGGCAGGUGUCUUCGGGAUCGCCGCCGGCGGCGCACCGAACUGGAUCGGCACUUGCGCUAUGUAUGCUUGCCUUGGGCUGGGCAUUGGCGGCAACCUGCCUGUCGAUGGUGCCCUGUUCCUUGAGUUUCUGCCGUUCGCGUCUGGUAAUUUGCUUACGCUACUGUCUGUUUGGUGGCCUGUUGGCCAGCUUAUCGCGUCUUUGAUCGCUUGGGGGUUUAUCCCCAACUACCCUGUAAACUGGGGCUGGCGCUAUUUCGUCUUUACCAUGGGCGCCUUCACUAUGGCAAUGUUCAUCUGCCGCUUCUUCGUUUUCCAUCUGUUCGAAUCUCCCAAAUUCCUGCUUUCUCGAGGCCGACAAUCAGAGGCCGUGGCCGUCGUGCACGGCAUCGCAUCCCACAACAAAGCCAAAACUUGGCUCACGGAGGACAUCCUCAACGAGAUCGGCGGAAAUCCUGAUGCUGUUGGGAAGCAGGCGCUCAGCACCAUGGAAAUUGUCAAGAGAACAUUGAGCAAGUUCUCCGGGCAGCGCAUCGCGCCUUUAUUCCACGGAUGGAAACUCGCGGUAACGACCGUCCUGCUCUGGUUCAUCUGGACGACGAUCGGGAUGGGUUAUCCGCUGUUCAACUCAUUCUUGCCGCAGUAUCUCGCCAAUGCAGGAAGCGACCAGGGCCCAACACCUACCAACAUCGUCUACCGUAACUACGCGAUUACUUCCAUCGUCGGCGUACCGGGAAGCAUCAUCGCAUACUACACCGUCAACAUCAAGUACAUCGGCCGCAAGGGCACCAUGGCCAUCUCAACAGUGAUCAGCGGGAUAUUCCUCUACCUCUUCACCACGUCAACCAAUUCAGACGUCCAACUCGCUUUCUCAUCCCUCGAGGCGUUCUUCCAGAACAUCAUGUACGGAGUUCUUUAUGCUUACACCCCUGAAGUGUUCCCAGCGCCAAAUCGCGGGACCGGCACGGGUAUCUCCUCGUUCCUGAACCGCAUCGCCGGAUUGUGUGCGCCCAUUGUUGCGAUCUAUGCUGGCGAAGCGAACCCGGCGGCACCGAUCUAUGCGUCCGGCGCUUUGUUCUUCGCUGCUUCCAUCGCUAUGCUGGCUCUGCCUAUUGAGACGAGGGGGAAGCAGAGUUUGUAA
Molecule: messenger RNA, 1647 nt
Organism: Coniosporium apollinis CBS 100218
Lineage: Eukaryota; Fungi; Ascomycota; Dothideomycetes
Exons: 7
Coding region: 1-1647 (548 amino acids)
Biological process (GO): transmembrane transport
Cellular component (GO): membrane
Molecular function (GO): transmembrane transporter activity
Source: RefSeq, a predicted model, not a curated record